Messenger RNA from Syzygium oleosum, 1174 nucleotides. RefSeq names its product ethylene-responsive transcription factor ERN1-like. Bases 118 to 1014 code for a protein of 298 amino acids. The record is from RefSeq and is a predicted model, not a curated record. Gene Ontology annotation, biological process: regulation of DNA-templated transcription. The transcript has a single exon. Lineage: Eukaryota; Viridiplantae; Streptophyta; Magnoliopsida; Myrtales; Myrtaceae. Gene Ontology annotation, molecular function: DNA binding; DNA-binding transcription factor activity.
CUCUCUCUCUCUCUCUCUCUCUCUCUCUCUCUCUCUACAUUCGACCAAAACCAGGAAAAGACCCUGUCGAGUUCCUUCAGACCCAAGACUUGGAGCUCUGUCUUCUGAGAGCUCCCAAUGGAGAUCCACUUUCAGAUGCAGCAGCAACAUAGAGGAGACACCAACAACAACAUUCCUGUGGCCAAACUGGGCAGCAAGUUGAAGCCCCGAAGCAGAGGCCACGGCAGCAUCAGCAACAAGUACGUCGGGGUGCGGCAGAGGCCCUCGGGGAGGUGGGUCGCCGAGAUCAAGGACACCACCCAGAAGAUCAGAAUGUGGCUCGGCACCUACGAGACCGCGGAAGAGGCCGCCAGGGCCUACGACCAGGCCGCUUGCCUCCUCCGCGGGUCCAACACCCGCACCAACUUCGCGACCCAUGUGUCCUCCGACUCUCCCCUGGCUUCUCGCAUCCGGAACCUCCUCAACAACAAGAAGGGAGGCACGAAUCAACCGAGUUUCGAUGCUUCUCUUUCUACAACGAUGAGUACUGCUACUAAUGGUACAACGACGACGGCUAUUACUGCGACUAGUACUACUUACUCGUAUAGUAGCACGAGCUGUAGUAGCAAUAGCUGCACGGAUAGUGGCAGUACUCUAUCUGCGGAUGACAAGAUCAACUCGGAAGCCAUCAAGGUUUUCAGUGAGGAUGUAUAUAAGCCGGAUUUAAGCCGCUGCAGGGACGAGUUCGAGUUGAGUUCUUCAAAAUACAGUUUAUCCUGGGCUCCCGAGCAUGGUGGGUUCAAUAGGUUCUCGUACGCGCAGGAGGUCAUGGAAUUGCCGAAGAGCGAUAAGGCUGGUCCGGCCAAUGCGUCGGACAAAAUGGGGGAGUUAUCAGAGUUCGACAGGAUGAAAGUGGAGCGACAGAUUUCCGCAUCGCUGUACGCCAUGAAUGGGUUGCAGGAGUACAUGGAGACUGUCCAUGAUCCAUCCGAGGCUCUGUGGGAUCUCCCUCCCCUGUGUUCAUUGUUAUACUGACCUUGCCUUUUUCAUGGCUCUCGAAAAGUUUAUAGAACCACCUUCUUUGUGCUAGUUGCUUUUUGAUUCUUUGAAAGAAAUUUUCAUGUGCUCAAUCUAAAAACAUUUGAACACUGUAAUCGGGGACGGAGUUUCUGUUCAGAAUCAACAAGCUUUACGA